Saccostrea cuccullata (small rock oyster) is the source of this 633-nucleotide messenger RNA. RefSeq lists its product as uncharacterized. Bases 1 to 633 code for a protein of 210 amino acids. The transcript has a single exon. NCBI's taxonomy places the organism in Eukaryota, Metazoa, Mollusca, Bivalvia, Ostreida, Ostreidae. The record is from RefSeq and is a predicted model, not a curated record.
AUGCCUUUGACAAAAGUAACUCCAAGGAAACCAGGGUUCCUGUGUUCCAUUUGUCUUCACAGACUUCCAUCGCAUGAAGAGUGGAGAGAACAUCUCAUCACCUGUGCCUCUGAGGACAUGAAGAAAAGACAAUACGAGUGUGGCCUUUGUGAUAAAGCCUUUGCAAAACCGUCACUACUCGCCCGACAUCAAAAGAGAGUACACACUACACCACCAGCAAACACAUCGGCGACUGUUACUAGCUGUGUGGCUGCCGUAAGUGAAGAAACGGACGAUGACCUGGCAUGGCAGCAGGAUCCAGGAGAACUCAUCUUUGAUCCCGACCUUGAAUCUGGAAGAACCAUUAGAAAAGCAACAACACCUUCCUUACCUGGAAUGAAGAGAAAAAUUGUGGAAGAGAGUCCAGUCCCCAACACAUCUACAGAAAGUAUUUUGGAUAAAGACAAGUCUGAGGAUUCAAGUGCAGCUUCGCUACCAUUCCAUUGUCCCUGUUGCAAGACUCUGAGUUCUAAGAGCGAUGUGGGUGUACAAACUGAUGGAGGCAGUCACAAGAAAACGGUAAGGGUCAUCAGAAGAUACCAGAAAGACGGAGAAAGCAUUGAGAAGUUCGAGGAAGAAGUUUGGAACGCAUGA